UCAUUCCAUUGACCUCGCUUUCCAUUCAGCUUAGAUCACUGUUCAAUUUGCAUAGUAUAACAUGAGCAAUGAAGGCGAGUGGACCACUGUUACUUCCAAGCACUCGACAGGUCAUAAACCACAGCGCCCCUUUUCCACUGCUGGAGGCUCUGCUACACCCUUGUCCUCCAAACCCGAGUCGUUGCGAAGCGCUGCAGCAGACAAAUAUGCAGGGAGCAGUAGCAACAGGACCGGACACCACAACCAUCACCAUCACAGCAACAAGAAGGCAACUAGAAAGGAUGCGUCUUCUACAUCUACUAAUGUAGCCACAACAAAGGCAAACGUUGGUGGUGGUGGUAAUGGUAGUAGUAGCAAGCAAAUGAGCCGCUCUCGCUCCAGUUCUAUCUCUAGUGGCUCUGAUUCUUCUCAAUCAGACGAUUUGGCCUCUGCUUCAGGAUCUGGAUCGAACCGUCUUCCAUACCAUAUUACGAUCAUGAUCCAUUGCCCUUUCCAAUCCUGUGAUAUGACAGAUCCUCUUACAGACUCGACCUCGCUCGUUCUCCAUUUGAAGGAAGCACACAAGAUUGUGUUCAAGAACAUUCAUCAUAUGUUUAUUAUGCUAGAUCGAUAUCUGAACCAUUGGGCUAAUGAGAUCGAAGCCAAGGGUAUUGAGAAUGUGGCGGCGAAAGAGAAUGAGGCGGACGAAUUUUAUACAAUUGAUCCGUUGGUUUUGGCUUCGGAUCGAGUUUUGAGAGAUGUGAUUCAACGCGAAAAGUUGAAUGAAAUUUUAAAACUCCAGGAGAAGGAGCGACAUGAGGAUGCUAAACUGAAACGAAAGUGUCUCUUCUGCAAGAACAUCUGCGAUAACAGAUCGAUUUUGUUUAAACAUAUGUUUGCUGAACAUAAUUUCAACAUUGGUCUACCAGAUAAUCUUGUCAAUGUGAAUGAGUUUCUGGAUAUGCUAGAAGCCAAGCUGACUAGCCUUCAAUGCCUUUACUGCGAAAAGACAUUUACAUCGCCAGCGGUUCUCCGGAAGCACAUGCGUAAGAAGAAGCACUUCAAAAUCAGCGCCCGCAAUCGUCUCUAUGACCAGUUUUACGUGAUUAAUUAUUUGGAACCUGGCAAAAACUGGGAGAACUUUGAGCAUGAUCGGUACGACUCGGAUGAUGACCGUAGAGAUGACUCAUGGGCUGACUGGGACGAUGCAUUAGAGGAGGAAAAGACAAAGUGUUUGUUUGAAGAUCAAUAUUUCGACUCAGCACAACAGGCACGUGAACAUAUGAAGGUGGCCCAUGGGUUUGAUCUGGAAGGAGAGAGGCGCCGGCUAGGACUGGACUUUUAUCAGACCAUCACACUGAUCAACUACAUCCGUCGUCAAACAAUGUUGGGUUUAUGCUUCUACUGUUUAACAAAGGAUCCUCGGAAUAUGGACAAUAAUAAUCAACAGGCAGAUCUCCAGAGUGAGAGGGAAGAGGAUCAGGAUAGUGGGGAUUGGUUGGUAAAGCAUUUGCAGGAGGCAGGUUGUGGAAGCAAGGUACCAAGCAUGGAUGCAGAUUUCUGGAAGGAUGCGCAGUUCCUGCUGCCUAUGCUUGAGAACGAUCCUCUGCUAAUGAUUUUUGGAGAGGAAGAUUCGGAGGACGAUAUUGCAGAGUCGAAUCCUGGAGUGAUAUCUUCUGAAGAAAAUGACAGCGAUGAGGGUGAUGACUAA
Molecule: messenger RNA, 1690 nt
Organism: Lobosporangium transversale
Lineage: Eukaryota; Fungi; Mortierellomycota; Mortierellomycetes; Mortierellales; Mortierellaceae
Exons: 3
Coding region: 62-1690 (542 amino acids)
Source: RefSeq, a predicted model, not a curated record